Molecule: messenger RNA, 1074 nt
Organism: Fusarium venenatum
Lineage: Eukaryota; Fungi; Ascomycota; Sordariomycetes; Hypocreales; Nectriaceae
Source: RefSeq, a predicted model, not a curated record
AUGGCCGAUUCUUCCCUUGCCGCCAACGGCAACUCUCUUCUUGAGACCACCAAGACCAACGCCGCCGCUGCGUACCAAUCGGUUGCCAACGGCCCCGUUGCUCAAAAUGUCUAUGGCCACACUCAGAAAGCUUCCACCGAGCUCUCUAACCUUGCUGCUUCUCGACGCACUCCUGCGACUCCGGCUGCCACUGGCCAGCCUCUUACUCACUAUCACUCCUUCUUUUCGGAGCUCCUGUCAUGGAACAACCCUCGCGCAUCUGCUAUCGCUUAUGCCACCAUUGUUUCUGCCAUCUUCGCUGCACGAUACUUAGAUGUUCUCCGAUGGGGUCUUAAGACAUCCUGGAUGGUCCUUGGCGUGACCAUUCUCGCUGAGGUUCUUGGCAAGGUUAUUCUUAACAAUGGUCUGGCUACUCAGGUUCGCCCUCGACGAUACUACACAGUUCCUCGUGAGACCUUGGACGCCGUUAUUGGCGACGUUCACGAGCUCAUCAACUUUUUCGUCAUUGAGGCUCAGCGAAUCAUCUUUGCUGAGAACGUUGCUGCUUCCGCUGCUGCUUUCGUUGCUGCAUUUAUCUCCUACUACCUUGUCAAGCUCGUUCCCGUCUGGGGUCUUUCCCUCCUUGGCACUACUGUUGCUUUUGUUGUGCCUUUGAUCUACACUUCUAACCAGGAGCUCAUCGACGAGCAACUUCACCACGCUUCCGAGCUCAUUAACAGCCAGACUGCCCAGAUCCAGAGUGUUGCUUCUAAACAGAUGGAGCAGGUUUCCAACAUCAGCAAGCAAUACGUCGGCGACUACAGCGACAAGGUCCAGGGACUCCUCCAAGGCAAGACUCCUUCUCGCCAGAAGAUCGACAUGCCUCAGAACUCCAACUCUGCUCUCCCUGCCAAGCAGCCUCAGUUCCCCUCCCCUCCUACUGAUGAGCCCAUUACGUCUGCCAACCCUCCCCAAAUUCCUACUCCCGCCGCUUUGAGAGAGGAGAUUAACGAGCCCACUGCUAUUGACACUGCAGCUCCUGAGCUUCCCCACGAAGAUGUUGUUCCCGCCAAGGAGCCCAUGCUUGCUUCUUAA